UGAAAAUAAUCCCUUUAAAUGAUCUCUUGUUUCUACGCAGCCUACGACAUCUCAACUUUGCCGUGACUUGUUUACGCUCUGAAUGGAAAAUGAAAAGUGACAGGUCAUUUUAGUGAAAUGAAGUUAAAAUUCAAAUAGCUAAUUCAUGUUUUAUGCGUGAUGCAACGCAGGAGCAAUAUGCGUAAUGUAGUAUAUAAACUAUUUUUUUGUAACCUGUGUCAUUUACUCUAGCCUUUUGGUCGUCGGUAGUUGGGUUUCUUACCUGCGUAAAAUAAUUUUUCCUAAUAUUGAAUUUUAUUCUAAUUAAAUUAGAAAUGGAGUUUCCCAAUCUUGGAAGUCACUGCUUUGAAAAAUCGUGCAAUAGAUUAGAUUUUUUACCUGUAAAGUGUGAUGCAUGUUCAAAUGUGUUUUGCUAUGACCAUUUUCAAUACAAUAAACAUUCCUGCAAUAAAGGAUACCAAAAAGAUGUUCAAGUACCAGUCUGUCCAUUAUGUAACUCACCUGUGCCAUCAAAGAGAGGGGAACAGCCUGAUAUUGCUGUUAGCGAGCAUAUUGAUAGAGAUUGUCAGGCUGAUCCAGCAAUUGCAAAAAGAAAAGUUU
Messenger RNA from Parasteatoda tepidariorum (common house spider), 600 nucleotides. The record is from RefSeq and is a predicted model, not a curated record. NCBI's taxonomy places the organism in Eukaryota, Metazoa, Arthropoda, Arachnida, Araneae, Theridiidae.